AUGUCCACUGACGUCGAGCUGGACCGUGGGUUCCAUGCCUGGGCAUACCUUUUCAGUGCAUGGCUUCUCGAGUUCCUUGUCUGGUCUUAUCCCUUCUCUUAUGGUGUCUUUCUCAACUACUACACUUCCCACGAGCCUUUUCAGGGCACUUCUUCGUCGCUCCUCGCCCUUGUCGGGUCUCUAUCUACAGGAUUAAUGUAUUUCGCCUCACUUAUCAUCCUUCCCGUAUUCUCGCGAUUUCCAGUGCAUAAGAAGAAGGGAAUGUACAUAGGGCUGGUACUAUGUGUCGCAGGUUUAUUUGGAGCAGCUUUUGCAAGAACACCCGGUGUUUUACUAUCAACGCAAGGAAUUCUUUAUUCAGUUGGUGGCAGUUUGUUAUAUUUUCCUACCAUGACAUAUACGUUUGAGUGGUUUUCUGAAAGAAAAGGAUUGGCGAACGGCAUCAUCUUCUCGGGCUCUGGCAUUGGAGGUGUCGUGAUGCCAAUGGUCAUCAAGAGUCUCCUGUAUAAAUAUGGCUUCAGGACUACUAUGCUAGCUCUAGGAGCUGCCUUCACCGUUUUUACCCUCCCUGCACUGCCGUAUAUCAAGUCGCGAGUCCCACCUUCCCAAGUUGUCCACCAUAGACCCAUCGAUACCCAAUUUCUCAAGUACAAACCCUUUUGGAUUUUGCUCACUGCGAAUUUAACUCAAGGAUUGGGUACAUUCCUUCCUACAUUGUAUCUGCCAACUUUUGCAACAGAUCUAGGAUUAAAUAACGCAGCCUCCGCAGGAACCUGGGCACUGUCAUUGAUGAACGGUACUUCUGCGCCGGGUUGUGUUUUCCUUGGCUAUCUUUCCGACAGGUUUGAUUUGCGUAUAUCCAUCUUCCUGUCCGCGCUCGGUUCUUCCUUCGCUGUUCUAUGUAUAUGGGGCUUCACUACCCACCUCGCUACUCUGCUUGUAUUCGCGGCCGUCUACGGCUUCCUUGCGCCCAGCUGGUCUGCACUGUGGACCAAGUUUGCAUCAACAGUAGGGGGUGACGAUCCCCACUUGUCAUCAAUGUUGAUGUGUAUCUUCAUUGCCGGGAGAGGCGUCGGUAACACUUUAUCUGCACCUAUUUCAUCUGGAUUGUUACAUCCAUGGGCGCUCACUGGAAAGUCUCAGUAUCCAUACGCAUUGAAGGGAUAUGGGCCUUUGAUUCUAUUCACCGGCACAACACUGUUGUUGAGUAUGCUCGGAGUCAUAUAUCGUCAACUCAACACAAAGGUACUGCGCAUGAGGAUACCCAGAAGGCUCAGACAUUCGAUGUCAAAACCUCGUAGUGAAAUUUAA
Molecule: messenger RNA, 1311 nt
Organism: Guyanagaster necrorhizus
Lineage: Eukaryota; Fungi; Basidiomycota; Agaricomycetes; Agaricales; Physalacriaceae
Product: MFS general substrate transporter
Exons: 8
Coding region: 1-1311 (436 amino acids)
Biological process (GO): transmembrane transport
Molecular function (GO): transmembrane transporter activity
Source: RefSeq, a predicted model, not a curated record